GCCCGCCUCUUCGCACACGCGCAGUGUGCCCAGUGGGGGCGUCGCGCGGAGCCGGAGCCGGAGCCGGGGCUUGGGUUUGGUUGGGAGGCUGGCUGUUGGGUCCUCGCUGGUGGAUGCUAGUUACCUGCCUCGUACGAGCUGGAAGGUACACCUGGUGUCCUUAAAUGACAUUGCUGGUCAUUAGCAUACUCUGGAGUGUUCCACUUAACCUCUCAGCAGACGUGGAAGAAUGACUAUCCCAACAUUUCUCAGACAUCCUGUUCUGUGAACUUAUACUCUGCUAAAAGCUAGAAUGAAACAGUUGCCUGCAGCAACAGUUCGCCUCCUUUCAAGUUCCCAAAUAAUCACUUCUGUGGUCAGUGUUGUAAAAGAACUGGUUGAAAACUCCCUGGAUGCUGGUGCCACAAGCAUAGAUGUGAAACUGGAGAACUAUGGAUUUGAUAAAAUUGAGGUCCGAGACAAUGGUGAAGGUAUCAAGGCUGUGGAUGCCCCUGUGAUGGCCGUGAAAUACUACACCUCCAAAAUAACCAGUCAUGAGGAUCUUGGCAACUUGAGAGCCUAUGGUUUUCGUGGGGAAGCACUGGGGUCAAUUUGUUGUGUAGCUGAGGUUUUAAUUACAACAAGGACAGCUGCUGAUAAUUUUAGCACCCAAUAUGUUUUAGAUGGCAGUGGCCACAUAGUUUCUCAAAAACCGUCACAUCUUGGUCAAGGUACAACUGUAACUGCUUUAAGAUUAUUUAAGAAUCUGCCUGUAAGAAAGCAGUUUUAUUCAACUGCUAAAAAAUGUAAAGAUGAACUCAAAAAGGUCCAGGAUCUCCUCAUGAGCUAUGGUAUCCUUAAACCCGACUUAAGGAUUGUUUUUGUGCAUAAUAAGGCAGUUAUUUGGCAGAAAACCAGAGUGUCUGAUCACAAGACAGCUCUCAUGUCAGUUCUGGGGAAUGCUGUUAUGGGCAACUUGGAGCCUUUUCAGUACCACUCCGAAGAGUCUCAGAUUUAUCUAAGUGGAUUCCUUCCAAAGCUUGAUGCAGACCACUCUUUCACAAGUCUCUCGACUCCAGAGAGGAGUUUCAUCUUUAUAAAUCAUCGACCUGUCCAUCACAAAGACAUAUUAAAGUUAAUCAGACAUUAUUACAAUGUGAAGUGCCUAAAGGAAUCUACUCGUUUAUAUCCCAUUUUCUUUCUGAAAAUUGAUGUUCCUACAACUGAUGUGGAUGUAAAUCUAACACCAGAUAAAAGUCAAGUAUUAUUACAGAAUAAGGAAUCUGUUUUAAUUGCUCUUGAAAAUCUGAUGACAAUGUGUUAUGGACCACUACCUAGAACAAAUUGUUAUGAAAAUAAUAAAACAGAUGUUUCCUCAACUGACAUGGUUGUUAGUAAAACAGCAGAAACAGAUGUGCUUUUUAAUAAAAUGGAAUCAUCUGGAAAUAAUUAUCCAAAUGUUGAUACUCCAGUCAUUCCUUUCCAAAGUGAUGUACAUAAUGAUGAAUCAAGAAGAAACACUAAUAAUUAUUUAAAUCAGCAGACAAGUAUUAAUGAACAUUGUGAUGAUUUUAGUAGUGAAAAUUCUAAUAUUGAUAAGGACACUAGAAAUACAUUUCCAAAAAGCCCAAUAAAUAACUUAGCAUCAGAAGAUGCCCCAAGUGCUAAUAGUGAAACUGGUUUUGUAGGUUCUGUUAAGGGUGCCCAACUAGAAUAUGGUGGUAAAAGCCAUAUACAUAAAAAGGGGGAAAAUGAAAAAGCAGCAGUUCCUGAGAAGUCCUUAGAAAUUUCUGCAGAUGACUGGAGCAAGGGAAAUGUACUUAAGAGUUCAACAGGAGAGUAUAUUGAACCUGUGAAAAUUUUAGUGCCUCAGGACAGUUUAGCACAUAAAGUAAGCGAGAAUAAUCAUUCAAACCUUGAACAAGAAAAUAUCAGAGACGGCCCCUAUAACAAAAAGUCAAAUGUGAUAGAUAACAAAUCUGGACAGCUGACAGCCUAUGAUUUAAUUAGCAAUCGAGUAAUUAAGAAACCCAUGUCUGCAAGUGCCCUUUUUAUUCAGGAACAUCGUGCUCAGUUUCUCAUAGAAAAUCCUAAGACUAAUUUUGAGGAUGCAACAGUACAAAUUGAAGAACUGUGGAAGACAUUGAGUGAAGAGGAAAAACUCAAAUAUGAAGAAAAGGCCACUAAAGACUUGGAACGAUACAAUAGUCAAAUGAAGAAAGCUAUUGAACAAGAGUCACAAAUACCAUUAAAAGAUGGCAGAAAAAAGAUAAAAUCUGCCAGCGCCUGGAGUUUGGCACAGAAGCAGAAGUUGAAAACUUCAUUAUCCAGCCAGCCCAAACUUGAUGAGCUUUUUCAGUCCUGUGCUGAAAAAAAAAGGAUUGAAAAUAUUAAAAUAAUACAAGUCCCUUUUUCUAUGAAAAACUUGAAAAUAAAUUUUGAGAAACAAAAGAAAUUUGACUUAGAAGAAAAAGAUGAGCUUUGCUUGAUCCACAAUCUCAGGUUUCCUGAUGCCUGGCUAAUUACAUGCAAAAGAGAGGUAAUGUUACUAAAUCCAUAUAGAGUAGAGGAAGCCUUGCUAUUUAAAAGACUUCUUGAGAAUCAUAUACUUCCUGCAGAGCCACUGGAAAAGCCAAUUACAUUAACAGAGAGUCUUUUUAAUGGAUCUCAUUAUUUAGAGAUUUUAUAUAAAAUGACAACAGAUGACCAGAGGUAUGGUGGACCAACUUAUCUGUCUGAUCCUCGUCUUACAGCAAAUGGUUUCAAGAUAAAAUUGAUACCAGGAGUUUCUAAUACUGAAAACUACUGGGAAAUAGAAGGAAUGGCUAAUUGUCUCCCAUUCUAUGGAUUAAUGGAUUUAAAAGAAAUUCUUAAUGCUAUCUUAAACAAAAAUGCAAAGGAAAUUUACGAAUGUAGACCUCGUAAAGUGAUAAGUUAUUUAGAGGGAGAAGCAGUUCGGCUGUCUAGACAAUUACCCAUGUACUUAUCAAAAGAAGACAUCCAAGAUAUUAUCUGUAAAAUGAAGCACCAGUUUGGAAAUGAAAUUAAAGGCUGUGUUCAUGGCCGCCCAUUUUUUCAUCAUUUAACCCAUCUUCCAGACACUUCAUGAUUAAAUAUAAGAAAAUUAGUCACAGUUGAACUAGAUCUGCUCAUAAGACAAUGAGUCAGUUUUUUAACCAUUUUUGUAUUAUCAUGUGUCAAAUAGUUAUUUUGUAAAAGAAGACUCACUGGCUUUUAUAUUGGAAAGUUUCAAAACUUGUAAAAAAUAUCUUAAAUAAAUUAAGAGAUGAUUAUUUCAUUUUAUUCUUAAGACUAACCCUCAUAAUUUAUAAACUAGACUGCAACUGGGAAAUACUAUACUAGGUCAUCCCUGGACAAGGAAAAUACAAAUUCAGCUGGCAUAUCUAACAGAAGUUGUCAAUCUUGUUUAAAGUAGAAUGGAGACAGAGAAAGAAAAGUUCAGAGGAAGAACAGAACCAUAAUUUGAGAAAUCGUACCUACCUCCAUCUUGGGGGACCAGCUUAGAUGUUCCUGCUGCUUUAUUUCAGACAAUUAUUGGACUUUAGGGGUUGGAAUUCAUUGAAGAACUUGCCAAGAUUUCAGUUUUGACCCAGUUUAGGUUAUGAUCUAUUUUUUACAUCCCUUCGAAAACCAGCUACAGAGUAUACUUACUUAACAAAAAGUCGAAACGUUUUUUUAAAAAAUAUUUUUGUGUAAACUGUGUUAGCCCAAAUAUAGUGUGUCCACACGGCAUCUCCCAUAAUUCUCAUGGAUUGUCUUUAUAUUCUUAAGAUAUUUGUAUUAAGAUAACAAAUUGUAAUACUUGGAGUUCUACCUGUAGCCCACCCUUUGCCCUUACUGGAGUCAUCCUAUUUUCCAUGAACCAAUAUGUGGACUCAUUUUUUAGCUGAUAAUCUGUAUUGGUCCUACAGUAUCCUCUUGGAUGAAGAAACUAUUUUUUUUUUCCAUUUCUGAGUUCUGCCACCUGUGUGCUUAGUAGGAAGGGAGUAUUUACCACCUACUAGAUAAAGCGGGGCGUUUAUGUUAUAUGACCUCGUUCCAGCCUAACAUUUUGGGUGGCGUCUCCUGUUGAGCCCUGGAGCAGGCCACACGGCAUGACAUGAAAACAGGCUCUUGUGAGUCAUUUGGGCCCAGAAAAGACAGGUAUACAGUAUGUGAGGACUAGGGGAAUCCAAAACUCCUGGUCACCACUUUCACCAGUGCUACUUUGAAUCAGUCCAGGAUUGCAACUUGGCUCGCCAGAGCCUGGAGUGGCAGAGCGGGGGAGGUGGCGCCUGAGUUCCCAGCUGCGCCCGCUGGGCCUCCCAGGGCCGCACCCACCCCACAAGCCUUUGCGGCCACAGCCUUGGCGCGCUCGAGGCGCGCUCGAGGGGAAGAUGGCCGCAGCUCUCGGGACUGAGGUAACCGGCGUGCGUCUGGGGAGUCGCUGGGAGUUAGUUAACAGUGAGGAUGGGAUAUCCAGGGAGAGAAAAGCCUCCCCAAAUUACCUACUUGCCUCUUCUCAAGACUGUGGUGUUUGAGGCAUUGGACAGAAAAAUGGAGGACGUUCAUAUAAACCCUCAAAGUCUUUUCUCCUUCCUGACUCACGCACUGAGAUGUAUCCCCGGCCCUUAUAAUGUUUUUUUGUUUUUCGUUUUGUUUUGAAUCUUGAGACAGUUUCAGUAAAUUACCCAAACUGGGCUCGAACUUGUGAUCCUUCUCCUAAGUUUAGUGCCCAAAGGUGUUAACUUAGUAUCCCAGCCUCUCUGUUGCCAUAGCAUUGACGCCAGAGCCGGGGGAGAAUAGGCCUGAAGGCCUUUUUUGGACACGUUUUGUCAGGAAUGUUGCCAUGAACGGUUCUGCUUUAUUAGAUUUUAGAUA
This is a messenger RNA of Fukomys damarensis (Damara mole-rat), 4860 nucleotides long. RefSeq names its product PMS1 homolog 1, mismatch repair system component (gene Pms1). The coding region runs from base 293 to 3088 and encodes 931 amino acids. Gene Ontology annotation, cellular component: MutLalpha complex. Lineage: Eukaryota; Metazoa; Chordata; Mammalia; Rodentia; Bathyergidae. Gene Ontology annotation, molecular function: ATP-dependent DNA damage sensor activity; mismatched DNA binding; ATP hydrolysis activity. Gene Ontology annotation, biological process: mismatch repair. The record is from RefSeq and is a predicted model, not a curated record. The transcript is spliced from 14 exons.